Messenger RNA from Lactuca sativa (garden lettuce), 681 nucleotides. NCBI's taxonomy places the organism in Eukaryota, Viridiplantae, Streptophyta, Magnoliopsida, Asterales, Asteraceae. The record is from RefSeq and is a predicted model, not a curated record.
UGAGCCAAUUCAAGAUUACAAAGAGAGAUGGGGUUUGUCAUUUUGUUUUCAGUUUUAGUCUUAAGUUCGUAUUCCUACCCUUAUAUGUUAACUUAUUUGCUGAAUUAUAUGUUUUGAAAAGAAGAAUGGAGUUGUAUGCUCUCAAAGUGGUGAUAAUUCCAAUAAAUAGAUCAAAAAAGAAAGGGGAGGAGCUAUGCACUCCAACUGUUUGACGAAAUGCUUGAAAGAGCCAUCUCACCUAAGUCAGACCUUAUAACAUCACCUGACGUACACAUGACUGUGAAUUUAUGGCCCUCACUAGAAAUUUACUCUUUUGCAGUUUUUUACCUGCCUAGCUAAUGAAUAUGAAAGAAGGCAUAUGUCAGCUUCCUCUAUUGCAAGACAUUAAAGUGCUUGGGUCAAUUUGUUCAGAACUUUCAAAGCCUAACAAAAAGUCAGUUCAUGGGCUUAUCAAGAUAUUCUCUAGCUUUGAGAGCUGCAUAAGGCUAAUGAUUAAAAAAAGAAAAGAUGCUUGUUGUUUGGAUAUGGAGCCAUGGAAGAACUUGGACCCUUCCGUGUUAACAGUGAUGGAAAAACACUCUACCCCAACCACUAUGCAUGGAACAAUGGUAACAAAAAUUCCUUUAAUUACUAUGUCUCAUUCACAUCACUUAUAAUCUUAGUCCCUGUCUUGCUGGUGCA